UGCAAGCGGGCGAGCCGCGGGAUCGUCCCUUCAGGACUGACAGGACUGUGAAGGGGUUAGCUCGGGGACUUACCAUUUCGGCUGCGGUUAUCUUGGUCUCCGUUUACCGCAAAAAUUGUCACUCUGAUGUCGCAACUCGCCUCACAUUCUGUCGACCCCCUUUCGGCAGAAAAUGGACCGACCAUAUUAGACCAUCCAUCUCCAAAGGAGACCGCACAACAUGUACAAGAUACAGAACACUCAGCUGAGGAUUCAGAAGAGGAGGUUUUUAAUUAUAUUCAGCAGAGUGAAGAAGACCACUUGCAAGAGGAAGAGUAUUUCAUAUAUCCUGGCGUGUCAGAAAUAACCAAUGGUUCGGAUGCUGGUGACGUGACGCGCAUAUCAGGGGGUGUCCCUGUCGAAGAUGAUUCGCUGGUCAAUGUGCAACCUGCUGCCACUAAUCCUUCACCAGCACAACUUGAGGCGAUUUAUGCCGCUGCUUCAUCUGGGGAUAUCGAACAACUACGACGCCUCUUCGAUAGCGCUCAGGAAGAACACGGAAUUGAUGGGUUCACUUUAGCAAAUGAGGCAACAUCACGAACAGGCCUUACUCCUUUGCAUGCCGCUUGUAGUCGCGGUCAUCUUGAAGUUGCUCAGUGGCUUAUUGCCGAUCGCGGAGCAAUGGCGGAUCUUGAAGACAAGGAGGGCGAGGCUGCUCUCAACGGACAUAUUGAACUGGUCAAAUAUCUUGUCACUUUGGAAGUUGGCAAGGCCGACGUUCUGGCCCAGGAUGCAGAUGGGUAUACCCCCUUACAUAAUGCGUGCUCUAAAGGGUACCUUGAUGUCGUUCGAUGGCUAUGCGACUCGGGUGGCGCUGCUGACACUUAUGAGAGGGAUGGCAAGUCAGGCCGUGGUGUGGAUAUGAAGAGUAAAGGGGGUUGGACGCCUCUGAGUUGGGUAUUACGCCUACCCAACCGCAUUCUCCGUCUCACCUCUUAGAUUAGUGAACGCUGCCUCGAAGGGUCAUUUACCAGUAGUGCGCCACCUGCUAUCGAAACAGUCUGCCGAUCCUCUCGUUCGAAACAAUUGGGGUGAAACGGCGUUUGACAUUGCUGCUGCAGUGUUCGAGAUUUAUAUCUGCGAGGUUCUUCAGCAGGCUGAACUCGAGAUUUUCCGAAGGGCUGGCUCGGCUACCAAGUACAACCCCUUAGCGAUCCAUGCCACCGUUCCCAUUAUUGUCCAUGAACACCAAAGGCUGGAUACUCGGUUCAAGACUCUCGCCGUCAAUGGCGGGAAACCGCGGUUUUCCGUGUAUCAUCUAGGCAGGGAAGGACGACGAGCCCCAUUCGAACUUGUGCUUUGGCCCGAUGGGGAUGCCUUAAUUGGGCGGGGUCCA
Messenger RNA from Cantharellus anzutake, 1375 nucleotides. RefSeq names its product ankyrin repeat-containing domain protein. The record is from RefSeq and is a predicted model, not a curated record. NCBI's taxonomy places the organism in Eukaryota, Fungi, Basidiomycota, Agaricomycetes, Cantharellales, Hydnaceae. The transcript has 6 exons. Gene Ontology annotation, molecular function: protein binding. Bases 127 to 978 code for a protein of 283 amino acids.